This is a messenger RNA of Biomphalaria glabrata, 3062 nucleotides long. RefSeq names its product kynurenine aminotransferase-like. Gene Ontology annotation, biological process: biosynthetic process. Gene Ontology annotation, cellular component: cytoplasm; mitochondrion. Gene Ontology annotation, molecular function: L-kynurenine:2-oxoglutarate transaminase activity; pyridoxal phosphate binding. The transcript has 12 exons. Bases 532 to 1806 code for a protein of 424 amino acids. The record is from RefSeq and is a predicted model, not a curated record. NCBI's taxonomy places the organism in Eukaryota, Metazoa, Mollusca, Gastropoda, Planorbidae.
UUUGUUUUACUGAACGUAAGGAUAUUUAAUUACCUUCAAACAAGUGGACAUGUUCUGUUGUGUGUGCUGUCUAAGUUGCAUUCAGUCAAACUAGGUUUACAUUAUUGAGAAAGCAAUAUACGACCUUGUGAGUAAAGUUGCAUUUUCAGAUUUUGCGUUCUACAGGGCAGAUGGUGCUAAGGUCAUCAGUUUCUAUGGCCAACGUUUAACAAGCAUGGUGUCAUGUUACCCACCACAACGACCAACCGCCUUUAUUUCCUCAACUAAAGUCAGGUACCUAUUAGAGUUGGGCGGACUCAGGGGCGCCCUAAAAAUUCCCGAAAAUCUUAAUCCCAGUCUUCAUCAAGAUCUGAACCCAAAACCCCAGGUUCGGAGGCCAAGCGCUUAAUCACUCAGCCACCACGCCCGCCCACAUGACCUUGUGAGAUGGGAGGCUAACUAAUGGAGGAUGAAGAAUUGUAUUUGUUUAAAGAAGUCCAUAGGCCUGAGAAACUGACGAGGAGUGAAACUGAAUCAUAAAUAAUAUGUUCAAUGAUGGAGGAUCUUCAUAAGAUGACGUCCAAAAAGUUUGAAAUUGCAAAAAGGAUUCAGGGCACUGAGAAAAAUGUCUGGGUUGACAUUUCCAAGCUGGCAGUGCAGCAGAAGUCAGUGAAUCUAGGUCAAGGUUUUCCAGAUUUCAUGGCCCCUGAACAUGUUGUACAAUGUUUAAAAGACGCAGUCUGCAGUGACACUCCUGGAGUGCACCAAUACACUCGAAGCUUUGGUCAUCCAAGGCUGGUCAGUGCACUAGCCCAGCUCUAUGAGCCUAUAUUUGGCCGACAGAUUGAUCCAAUGACAGAAAUAUUGAUCUCAAUUGGAGGCUAUGGAUCUUUGUUUAGUAUUAUCCAAGGCUUAGUGAACCCCGGUGAUGAGGUGAUAAUUAUUGAGCCAUUUUUCGACUGUUAUAUGCCAAUGGUGAAAGCAGCUUGUGGAGUACCUGUCUUUGUACCACUCAGGCCUACAGCAGCUGGUCAAGUGACGUCCAGCGCAGACUGGAAGCUGGAUGAGAGUGAACUGAGCAGCAAGUUUAACAGCAAAACUAAAUUAAUCAUUCUCAACACUCCUAACAAUCCCCUGGGCAAGGUUUUCAAAAAAGAAGAGUUACAAGUCAUAUCUGACCUAUGUAAGAAACAUGAUGUUGUGUGCAUAGCUGAUGAAGUGUAUGAGUGGAUGACAUAUGAUGACAACAGACAUGUCAGAAUAGCCACUUUACCGGACAUGUGGGAGCGUACAGUGACUAUUGGUAGCGCUGGUAAGACCUUCAGUGUGACUGGCUGGAAGCUAGGAUGGACCAUUGGGCCAAAACACUUGGUGCACUGUGCACAGAUCAUGCACCAAAAUUGCGCAUACACCUGCCCAACACCAAUGCAGGAAGCUGUAGCAAGGGGCCUAGAGGUGGAAAUAUCUCGUCUCGGUACUCCAGAAAGUUAUCUCACUUCGCUGGCUAAAGAGCUCCAACCCAAGAGAGAUUACUUGGCCAGUGUUCUUGCCGAGGUUGGCAUGAAACCUGUGGUCCCUCAAGGUGGAUACUUCAUGAUGGCAGAUUAUUCAAAUCUGGUGUCUGACUUACCAGAGAGUGAUGAAGCCAAAGAUUUCAGAUUUGUCAAAUGGAUGACUAUCAAUAAGAAACUGACUGUCAUUCCACCAACUGCAUUCUACAGUAAGGAACAUGAGCACAUGGUAGAUAACUAUGUCAGGUUUUGUUUUAUAAAGAAGGACAGUACACUGCAACAAGCUGCACAAAUACUCAAACACUGGAAUGAUUGACACCAACCAGGCUGCUAGCUACUUGUACUCAGACUGUGUUAGCUACUCAGGUAGAUUGGUAAUUGGACGAUCGUUAGUGAUGGUGCAAUGAUGAUGGUUAUUGAUGGUGCUUUCCAAAAUUGUUAUCCCAACAUUUUCGACAUGUUAUAUUUUGAUAUUCUUAACUUUUUACACGAAUGUUGUUGUGUUUUUUUUUAACAGAAAUUAUUUUUAAUAACCAUAUUAAGUUAAUUUGAUGUAUGAAGAUAUGAAUUUUUUUUGUACAAGUUUUUUUUUGUGUUAAAUUUGUUCCUGUAAGGAAGUCUGGUUAUUUUUUUCUGGUGUCAAUGAAGAAAGUUAAAAUCAUUUUGAGAUCUUUAAGAAGUUAACAAUGUGGUCAGUAAAAUGAUCUUGGAGGGUUCAGUGAACUAGUCACGACAUUGCCCAGAUUGUGCAGAUGUGCCAUAAACAUUAGAACGUAAGAAUGUGCCAUAAACAUUAGAACGUAAGAAUUGCAAGGCACUGACUUGACCUAAAUGCUAAUGUUUUUAUAAACUAAGGAACAAAAUGGGGAGGCUCUGGCCUUAUGGUGUGACCUCAGUUCUAGUGCAGAUUGGCCAAGAAAUGAAUAAGUGUGUCGACUGUUUCAAACUUACUUGCUCCAGAUGUCACUCAUCGUCUCAUCUUUCCCUUUUGUCAUAGGGAUGCUCCCUCCAUUUUUUCCUGUCCGCAGCUGUUCCUGUAUCGAGAGAGAGAGGCCAUUCUUUUACAUUGUCCAGCCAGCUUUUCUUUGGACGACCCUUUCUUCAUGCUCGCUCCACUGGACCUUGAAAGAUGACUUUUGACAGUGAGUCGUGUUUCACAAAACGACCAAACCAGCUCAGCUUUUGUCUCUUCACAGUCAGGUCAUGUGCCGAGGAAAUGUUUCUGUAACAACGGCAGAUUGCGUCACCCCCCAACCCCCACCCUACUUUGAAAUGACACUUGGAAUUGAAGCGAUUGAGACAUUUCUGUUACCUUUUUAUUGUCUGAAUGUUAGAUGCCAGUUUUUUGUCUGAUACACGGCAAGUUCAAAGAUUUUUAAGAGAUGUCAGUUGUACCAAUCAGAUUUCUGAACUUAUUUACAACCGAUUGAAAUGAGUUUUGUUUUAUUUUGUACAAAGCAUUUAUCCGCUUCUCGUUACUUGAUUUGAACUACACAUAGUCAUGUUUUGCUAAAAAUGUCAAAUAGUUGUUGGACUGGUAACAUAAUCAGAAAUACACUUUUUGAAUCUCUA